This is a messenger RNA of Penicilliopsis zonata CBS 506.65, 1398 nucleotides long. RefSeq lists its product as hypothetical. Gene Ontology annotation, molecular function: ubiquitin protein ligase activity. Gene Ontology annotation, biological process: ubiquitin-dependent protein catabolic process. The transcript has 4 exons. The coding region runs from base 1 to 1398 and encodes 465 amino acids. Lineage: Eukaryota; Fungi; Ascomycota; Eurotiomycetes; Eurotiales; Aspergillaceae. The record is from RefSeq and is a predicted model, not a curated record.
AUGUGUAAGGAUCCUUGGUCAACGGCAAAUAAGAUAGAUACAACUGCCACACUCUUUGCUGGUGAAGGCCGGGCUGUGAACAGCACUCCAACAGUCAAUGAAAGUGUCGAGUUCCACUUUGUCAUCGACGGCAAGGUGCGGACCUUGUCCAGCCAGAAUACUUCUGAUGAAGGAGGGACUAUAACAGGCCUUUUCUUCGUCCCCACUCUCGACAAGAAGGAUCCGUGCAAUGAGGCUACGGCGCGAUAUGUGCCUUCAAAUGUGACCCGGCAAGAGGACGUGGCCGACUACGGAUACAAGCUCAUCGGGCUGGCUCCAUGGAUUUCUGUGAACUGUACUCAGGCCUAUUUCGCCGCUGCUCGCGCUGCAGAUGCAGGGGCGAUGGUUGUUUACCGGCCAACAGACAACCAGACUAAAAAGCCUCCUAUCCCGCAGAGCAACUCUUGGAACCUCGACGAUAAGGGGCUCUGGAGAUCUCAGAACCACUACCCAGUCUACGCAAUUCCAGGGCCGUCGGGAAACUACUUGAUGGACCAACUCGCCUUGUACUCGGGAAACAAGACACUAGACUCUAUCUAUGGCAACGCGAGCCAUGCCAAUUCCACGAACAUUUCACCAUUUGGUCAACUGGGGGACAUCAGACUUUUCACGAUGAUCUACCUGCAGCCAGCGAGCACGGUGUUUUGGCCAACUUGGCUGGUUGUCUUGGUCAUUUUUGUAGUCAUAACGAUCUUCGUCGUUUGGUGGUUAGUACACUGUCGUCAUUGGUUCCAGCAGGAGGAACUUCUUACAAACAGAAGAGGAAGAGAACUGGUCAGACAGGAGAAUUUCGAGCGUCACCGCAUGAGAAGACUCAGAGAGCAGAAAGUACCCCGGGAGAUUCUCGAAAGCCUUCCCUUAUACAAGUAUCCGGACCUCGCCGUCCCGCAGCAAGCGAUUCUAGCCGAAGAAUGUCGUUCCAAGGCUCUGCUUCACGAAGACAAGACCACUGACCCUGCUCCAAAGCGGAGUACCUUUGCCUUUUGGAGAGAAAUCAACGGGCCCAACUCUGAAGACCUUAUUUUGCCUGCACCUUCUACAGUGACGACUCGGGGUGCCGGCUUGUCUGCAGAAGGUGAAUUGAAAGAAGAGCCAAAGGGUUGCCAGCCAUGGAAAACGCAGACGACCUGUGCGAUCUGUCUGGAUGAAUUUACCGCCGGCGAGUCCAUGGUUAGAGAGCUACCCUGUAACCAUAUCUUCCACUCUGCGUGCAUUGAUCGCUUCCUUAUGCAGAGAGGCAAUUUUUGUCCCCUAUGCAAGAAGAGUGUCCUACCGGAAGGGUAUUAUCCCCAUCUACCAGCGGUCCUCCCCAUGCAGCCUCCUCCUAUGCAGAACACCUCUAGAUUCUCUGUAUUCUAG